AUGGCCGGAGUUGGCAUCUCCAACUACCUUCUUCGCACUUGUCUAGGGACCUGUGCAGUCUUGAUGGUUCACGAGUACAAUUGGGAUAUGCAGUUCAAGGGAAUGCUCCUGGGUGCCUUCUUCUGGGGCUACCUCGCAGGGAACUUGUUUGCAGGGGCCAUCUCUGCGCGCUUGGGCGCUGGGAUGGUCUUGGCUUGUGCGGCCAUCACGUGGAGUGCAUUGGCCAUUGCCAUCCCGAUGGUGGCGGACUUGGGAUUUGGAUACACCUGGAUGCUCCUCACCCUGUUGGGCCUGGCCGAAUCUCCUCUCAUGCCCACCACGAUGCAACUCAUCUCCGCCUAUGUUCCAGCCUCUGAAAGAGGUUGUUCGCUGGCGGCACGAGCGCUCUCCAUGCGUUUUGGUCAGAUCGUGGCGUCGGUAUUGGCGCCCUUAAUUUGCUCUCAGGCCGGCUGGCGAGCCACGUUCGCCAUUUUUGGGACUGUGAGCUUGAUGUUGGCCUUCCUGUGGCUGGGCUUUGCCAUGACGAAGUCGCGAGAGGCCGGCAUGGAAAUCGCGCGGAAGAUGUGGGAGGAUACCUGUGAUGCAGAUGUGGUGGCCACAGGCGCCGGCAGAUUUGGGCCACCGGCUCGGCUUGCGACCUCUAGAUCGGUUGAAAUGCCAGGAGGAUGGCAAGGGACAGAUGGCAGAGGCACCAAUAGCAAAGGUGGCGAGCACGGUGGAUCUUUUCUGCCACUCUGGGCGCUAAAGCAUCCUGGCUUCCUGGCGCUGUUGGCGGUACAUUGUAGCAGCAACUUUGCCAUGUACACCAUCAUGUCUUGGGGCCCGUCCUACUUCACAGAGGUGCUGGAGCUGCCCUUGGAGAGUGUGGGGCUCUACCUCAUGUUGCCGGCGGCUUUUUCAGGUGUUGGAUCCAUCUUGGGCGGCCUUUGUACCGAUUGGCUGCAGAGCCGACGCUGCCCGCUGCUGACCAUGCGACGGGGGAUCCUUUGCCCUGCUGCUUUGGCAUCAGGCCUUGCCUUGGUCUUGUUUGGGAACCUGCGCAGCAUCCCUUUUGCAAGCCUUGCGAUGAUAACAGCUGCAUUGUUUAUGGGUGUCUUGGACACGGCGAUGAACGCCGUGUACCUGGAUUUAGCGCCGCAAAAUGCCGUGGCGCUCGUGAGCCUGGGCAAUGGUGUGGCCACCUUGCCUGGUGCCGCAGGGCCUGCGCUGGUGGCGGUGUUGCUGGAGACCACGGGGCUUUGGUCCUUGGUCUGGGGCAUCAUCGCUGCGUGCUUCGUGGUUUCAUCUGCAGUUUUUGCUAUCUUUGGAUCGACGGAGGAUAUCGAGAAGCGACCCCCCAAGUACAUGUGCCAAGAAUUCGGGCAACAUGAAGACAAGCCUCGAUUCGAUGUGAAGGUCCAGAUUUGUUUGGUGAGAGAUGGCCAGGAUUGGGACAAAGUCACAACAUCCACACCCGUGCGGAUGGAAAGGGUGAUCCCAGUGCAAACAGAAUCCAUCCCUGUUGCAUCAACCGGAGCAGUGCGGCACCGCAAUCGACACAUGACCGUACCAGUGCGGCAAUCUUUGGCAGGGCACAGGAAGGGACGGCGGAAGCUGAAGGCGCUCCGCGAGGGCGUCGCCGGCCGCUCCUUCAUUUUGCCGGGUGAACGGGUUCGCCUGCUGAAGGAGGAACAGGCCUUCCGCAACGCCUUCAAGCGCUUUCCGGCGCAGACGCUGAAUGGCUAUACUGCCGAGAAAUGGGCCAAGAGGGGUGAGGAGUGCAUCAUCGAGAAAGUCUUUAACGACAAGACCAUUACCUGUGUCUUCGCAGACGCAAGCAGACUGGAUUUCCCUUGGGAGAUUGUCGAUGGAUUUGUGGACGACUGA
Messenger RNA from Durusdinium trenchii, 1866 nucleotides. The record is from the annotation of a GenBank genome assembly. Lineage: Eukaryota; Dinophyceae; Suessiales; Symbiodiniaceae.